AUGUCCCAACAGUCAAAACCCCACAUAAUGAUCAGUACAACAAAAUUGUCGGUUGCAAUUGCUCUACCAAGCGAUGCAACAUCAAUGGCAUUUUUCUCAUGCGAGCUUUGGUGGGACUUAAAUGGUGGGGUUUCAGAUUUUCCAGACAUCAAAAACAUGGAAAGCAUGGAGAUUUUGAUGUUGAAGAGUUGUAACAUAAGAGGAAGAAUUCCUGAAUAUAUAUCUACCUUGACAAACUUGCGAAUUUUAGAUCUCAGCUUUAACAGAUUGGAGGGAAACAUUCCAAAUUUUGGAGAUUUAUUUAGAUUGAGCACAAUAUAUCUGACAAGUAACAAGCUUACUGGACUUACGCCAGAGUGGAUGAUCAAAGAGAGAGAUGAUCGCUAUGUAAUAGAUCUUUCUUACAAUAAUUUCUCUAAGAACAAUUUGCAACCACCUACUUGUCGUGAAUCCUUGAAUUUGUAUAGAAGCUUUUCCAUACAAAAUAAAUCAGUACUCAGUGAUUGCCUGAGUCCAUGUUCAAAAGAUAAGUAUUCUUUGCAUAUAAAUUGUGGUGGAAAACAAAUCAUUAUUGGAAACACCAAGUAUGAAGGGGAUGAAGAUGUAGGAUCAGCAGCAAAGUUGUUUUACAACAACACCGCAAAUUGGGGUUUUAGUAAUACAGGUCACUUUUGGGAUAUUCAGAGUGGCCAAGACAAGUAUAUAACAAAAAAUGUGUCCAUACUAAGAAUGAACAAUUCUGGAUUAUACACAACAGCACGCCUCGCUCCUCUUUCACUGACAUAUUUUGCUCGUUGCUUAGCGAAUGGAAAAUAUACGGUGAAACUUCACUUUGCAGAGAUAGUGUUCAGAGACAACAUAUCUUAUUAUAGUGUUGGAAGAAGAAUGUUUGAUGUUUAUAUUCAGGGGAAAUUGGAGUUGAAAGACUUCAAUAUAGAAAAAGAAGCAGGUGGAGUUGAUAAGGAAGUGAUACUUAUACGCAAAGCUGUUGUUAAUGAUAAGACUUUAGAGAUCCGAUUUCAAUGGACCGGGAAAGGUACAACAAAUGCUCCAAGACGAGGAACAUAUGGUUCUCUUAUAUCAGCUAUCUCCGUGGAGUCCGAUUUCAAACCUCCUGCUGAAAGCAAAAGGAAAAUAUACGUUGCUGUUGGAGUUGUUUUAGUAGUAUGCAUUGUUACUUCUAUAAUUUUAGGCAUUCUUUGGUGGAGAGGUUGUUUUGGCGGCAAGGAAUCAAGGGAACAAGUUCUGGGAGGAUUAGAUUUGAAAACUGGUGUCUUUACAUUCAAACAAAUUAAAGCGGCAACUAACAAUUUUGACUCUGGAAAUAAGCUUGGAGAAGGUGGAUUCGGAUCUGUUUACAAGGGUGUAUUAUUAGAUGGUACAUGUAUUGCAGUUAAGCAACUCUCUGCUAGAUCAAAGCAAGGGAAUCGUGAAUUUUUGAAUGAAUUAGGCAUGAUUUCCGCUUUAGAACAUCCAAAUCUUGUUAAAUUGCAUGGACGUUGUACUGAAGGAAAGCAAUUGGUAUUGGUGUAUGAAUACAUGGAUAACAACAGCCUUGCACAUUCCUUGUUUGGUCAGGAGAAAGGAGGUCCAUUGAAAUUGGACUGGCCCACAAGGCAGAAAAUAUGCGUGGGCAUUGCCAAAGGGCUAACGUUCCUGCAUGAGGAAUCAGCAUUUAAAAUUGUUCAUAGAGACAUUAAAGCUUCAAAUAUAUUGCUUGAUAGGGACCUCAACCCUAAGAUUUCUGACUUUGGUCUAGCUAAAAUGGACGAAGAGGAGAACACCCACAUCACCACAAGAGUUGCCGGAACUAUAGGAUACAUGGCGCCAGAGUAUGCACUAUGGGGUUAUUUAACAGAUAAAGCCGAUGUUUACAGUUUUGGGGUUGUUGCAUUGGAACUUGUGACUGGCAAAAGCAACAUGAAAUUUCAUCCAAAUGAGAAUUAUGUGUGCCUUCUAGAUUGGGCCCUUGUUUCACAACAAAAGGGAAAUUUAAUGGAGCUGGUUGAUCCAAGGUUGGGAUCAGAGUUCAAUAAGGAAGAAGCGAUUAGAAUGAUUAAAAUAGCUUUAUUGUGCCACAAUCCAUCUCCUGCACUUCGACCUACCAUGUCUAGUGUCGUGAGCAUGCUUGAAGGUCGAAGUACCGUUCACGAAUUGAUUAUGGAUCCAAGUAUUUAUGGUGAUAAAUUGAGGUUUGAAGCCUUGAGAAACCAGUUCAAUUCAUUCACAACAGACACCUCAUCUGUAAAUUAGAAUUUUUGGUCUUUAAUAAUCAUUUGCAACGUGUAUAUUUUUCCUCUAUCACUCUAGAAUUUUUAUGCUAUGAAUUUUUAGUGGUGAAAGCAAUAUUGCUUUUAAGCGUAACUUUUGUUUGUAUACUUCUUUUAUAUUAUUAUAUUUGUUAAUAUAAAAUAUUUGGAACAAAAAUAUUAUUGUC
Messenger RNA from Ziziphus jujuba (common jujube), 2437 nucleotides. Its product is annotated as probable LRR receptor-like serine/threonine-protein kinase At1g07650. Gene Ontology annotation, molecular function: protein kinase activity; protein binding; ATP binding. The transcript is spliced from 17 exons. NCBI's taxonomy places the organism in Eukaryota, Viridiplantae, Streptophyta, Magnoliopsida, Rosales, Rhamnaceae. The coding region runs from base 1 to 2253 and encodes 750 amino acids. Gene Ontology annotation, biological process: protein phosphorylation. The record is from RefSeq and is a predicted model, not a curated record.